AUGUGGUUUCGCUCCGCCCUCGUCGCAGCAGCUCUGCCGCUGCUUUCGCUUGCUGCGCCCGUCUCCAAGGACGACAGCAACAGCAACAGUGAUGCUCCUCCCCGCAUCGACUAUGAUGCCAUCAUCGUCGGCGGUGGUCCCUCUGGCCUCGCCGCCCUGAGCGGCCUCGCCCGUGUGCGCCGCAACGUUCUUCUCGUCGACUCGGGCGAGUACCGCAAUGCUGCUACCCGCCAUAUGCACGACGUGCCCGGCAACGACGGCUGGCAGCCGGCCUACUACCGCUGGGUGGCUCGCAAGUCCAUCGGCAACUACGGCACCGUCACCAUGACCAACGGCACUAUAACCGAGAUCCAGCCCGAGCGCAACAACACCUACUUCACCGUCACGGGCAACUACACGGGCGGCCACGAAAUCACUUACACGGCCCGCAAGGUCAUUCUCGGCACCGGCAUCACCGACCUCAUCCCCGGCACGCCGGGCCUCAAGGAAAACUUUGGCAAGGGCAUCUACUGGUGCCCCUGGUGCGACGGCCACGAGCACGCCGACCAGGCCCUCGGCAUCGUCGGCCCCGUGAGCGCCGUCCCCGGCACCCUGCGCGAGGUCGCGACGCUCAACACGGACGUUGUCGCCUUUACCAACGGCACCGCCGCCAACCAGACCAUGCUCGACGCCACGGAAAAAAGCUUCCCGCAGUGGCGCGACUAUCUCAAGGCCAAAAACGUGCCCAUCGAGGACCGCGUCAUGACGCGGAUUGAGCGUCUGCGCGACGGCGCCGACCCGUCGGCCGACCCCAGCCUGCCCACCUACCCAGAGCACGACCUCUUCCGCGUGCACUUUGACUCGGGCGAGCCCGUCCUCCGCAACGCCUUCAUCAUCAACGUGCCCACCGACCAGGCCUCGACGCUGCCGGCCUCCAUCGGCGCCAAGCUCGACGGCGCCAAGAUUGCCGUCAACGGGUCCCAGGGCUACGUCACCAGCGUGCCUGGCGUCUACGCCAUCGGCGACGCCAACAACGCCGGCGCCACCAACAUUCCCUUUUCGCUCUUUAGCGGCAAGCGCACCGCCGUCUACCUGCACGUGCAGCUCGAGCGCGAGGACGUGGCCAAGCUGCUGGCGAACCUCAACGGCACCACCACCAGCAGCGGCGCCCUCGAGCGGCGCCUCAGCAGCCGCAGCGUGCACGAGGAGGCGCGCGCGGUGUGGGACGAGAUGAAUGGCGAGCCGGGCGACGUCUUGUACGCGGGCGAGUUUGACCAGUAG
Beauveria bassiana ARSEF 2860 is the source of this 1260-nucleotide messenger RNA. RefSeq names its product sulphydryl oxidase. The transcript is spliced from 2 exons. Gene Ontology annotation, molecular function: oxidoreductase activity. The record is from RefSeq and is a predicted model, not a curated record. NCBI's taxonomy places the organism in Eukaryota, Fungi, Ascomycota, Sordariomycetes, Hypocreales, Cordycipitaceae. The coding region runs from base 1 to 1260 and encodes 419 amino acids.